This is a messenger RNA of Entelurus aequoreus (snake pipefish), 1355 nucleotides long. Its product is annotated as zona pellucida sperm-binding protein 3-like. Gene Ontology annotation, biological process: positive regulation of acrosome reaction; egg coat formation; binding of sperm to zona pellucida. The transcript has 9 exons. NCBI's taxonomy places the organism in Eukaryota, Metazoa, Chordata, Actinopteri, Syngnathiformes, Syngnathidae. Gene Ontology annotation, molecular function: acrosin binding. Gene Ontology annotation, cellular component: extracellular matrix. The record is from RefSeq and is a predicted model, not a curated record. The coding region runs from base 54 to 1280 and encodes 408 amino acids.
GGUGCAGCUGCCGCUGACUGGGAUCUCUUUAAGAAGAAGAAACCACUUUCAUCAUGAUGAUGAUGAAGAUGGCUGGUAAAGCACUUUACUGCCACUUGUGUGUGGCGUUAGCGUUAGCGCUCGCCUCGGCCUCGGCCCAGGACGGGAGGUGGAGUCGUGGCCGGUCGGACCAGAAGAGGCCUGAAGUCCAGCAUGUGGCAGAUCCUCGGCAGUCCUCCCUUGAGACUUUGUCCUGGAGGUAUCCGGAUCCCCCAGCAGAGGAGGAGCCUCGCUUCCCCGCUCACUUUGAGCUGAGUCCUCCAGAGGCGCCCGAGCGCAUCCACGUGGUCUGCGGACCGAACUUUGUCCGCGUGGAGGCCCAGAGAGACCUUCUGGGGACCGGCAGAGCUGUCCAGUCUGAGGACGUCACGCUGGGAGGAUGUCCCGUCACGAGUGAAGACUCUCAUGUUCUGGUCUUUGAGGCGGAGCUGCACACCUGUGGCAGUCAGCUGCAGAUGUCUGAGGACACAUUCAGCUACGUCUUCACGCUGCACCACACCCCCUCUCCUCGGGGACACAGUCCCAUCACCAGGACCAGAGAAGUCUCGGUCAGCAUCCAGUGUCAGUACCAGAGGACGCACGGCGUGAGCAGCGCCCUGAAGCCCACCUGGAUCCCCUCGUCCGAGUCCAAAGAUGCCGAGGAAAACCUUUACUUCUCCCUCAGUCUGAUGACAGACGACUGGCAGUCCCCCCGUCCGUCUUCUCACUUCCUGCUGGGAGACAUGAUGAAGUUUGAAGUGGUCGUCAAACAGUUCCACCACACCCCGCUCAGGGUGGCGGUGGACAGCUGCGUGGCCACCGUGUCCAAGAACGUGGACACGGUCCCUCGAUACGCCUUCAUGGGCAACAACGGGUGCCUGUUCGACAGUCAGCUGACGGGAUCCAGCUCCCGCUUCCUGCCUCGCUCGCAGGACGACCGGCUGCGGUUUGAGAUGGAGGCCUUCAUGUUCCAGCAGGACAACAGAGGCGUGCUCUUCAUCACCUGCAACCUGAAGGCCACGCUGGCUUCUGCUGCUGUGGACUUCUCUAACAAGGCCUGCUCCUUCUCCAACAGGUGGAGCGAGUCGAGCGGCAUCCAUCAGGCUUGUUCUUGCUGCGACACUGACUGCCAGGAGACAGGAAGUCGCCGCCAACUGGCAGGAAGUCGGGGUCACAUGACCAGAACAGGUGCAGAAUGGGAGGAGGGGGCUGCUGUUGGACCAAUCACAGUGAAGGAAAGACCCCUGAGGAAAGUCAUGUGACCACGUUAAAGUACACCACUCCUGCAUUUGUUUGCUUUUACUUCAAAAUAAAACAGUUGUGAUUGUAAACUUCGA